Messenger RNA from Harpegnathos saltator (Jerdon's jumping ant), 1632 nucleotides. RefSeq names its product zinc finger protein 501. The transcript has 5 exons. NCBI's taxonomy places the organism in Eukaryota, Metazoa, Arthropoda, Insecta, Hymenoptera, Formicidae. Gene Ontology annotation, cellular component: nucleus. Gene Ontology annotation, biological process: regulation of gene expression. The record is from RefSeq and is a predicted model, not a curated record. The coding region runs from base 353 to 1483 and encodes 376 amino acids. Gene Ontology annotation, molecular function: zinc ion binding.
UCUCCCCCUCCCCUCCCUCCUUCUUUCUCUGUCUUCUUUCUACGUGUGCACACGGCGUCCUCCCGCGCGUCGUUCGGCGCCUUCUCCCCAUCCUUCCCACCGCUUUCCAACCUACCUCCACCGCGCGCGCAACAUGGCCUUCGAUGCGAAACUCACACACAGAUACGCACCGACGACAAGCGCGUCUACGUACGUACACGCGACACGCGCGAGAGCUCGUUGGAGGGUGUGCGUGCACGCGGCAACCAGCUACGCGACGUCGGUGAUACGCCGCUGCGCAAAGCAACUACCGGCCUUACCGAGUUAUCGACGAGCUGUGCGAUAGGUUUACGAGCAAGAUGGUUUGCCCAACAUGAUAUGUCACCCAUGCAAAUAUCAAUUGGAGAAGUCCUAUCAGUUUAGAAAAAAAUGUCAGGUUGCCGAUGCCAAGCUGAAGAAGCACAUGAAACUGAUACAACAGCUGACUGGACAGGACGAAGAAGGCGAGAACCAGGAUAACGAAAACCAAGACAGGACGGAAUCUACCACUACUGGCAAAUCUAAGCAAGUUAAACAGUUGUUGGCUGAUCUAGUUGCGAUCAAAGGUGACAGUAGCCAAACAGAUGGAGAUCCUAUCGAGGUGACGGAAGAAGAACUCGUCGGAGGUUAUAUCCUGGGUAUGAAUUCAGAAAAUGCAGAGAUAGAAGAGAAUGUUUCGGAGGAUCCAGAGAAUAUUACACUAGUACCUGCUGAGGAGCGAACUGCGAAGGCACGAUGUACAAUAAGAACAACACGCAUCAAGCAGGAGCAGGAAUCUGAGGAUGAAGCGGAAGAGGUACAAAGAGCGAUCGUCAAUGCGGAACACAAGAAUGUUUACAUGAUGGAACUAACUAGCAACAGUUCUGGUCAAGGGGAAUCGUUGAAGCUGCAACCUAUGACGGACACGAUCGUUGAUGCAAAUCCAGAGCUGAAGGUCUUCAAAUGCGACAAGUGUCCUAAAGCAUUCACCCGAAGAAUAAUGUUGAAAAGUCAUCAAUCUGUACAUUCUACACAACGAGGAUUCACAUGUCAGGCAUGCGAAAAGUGGUUCCCGACUAGAUCUGCUCUAGUGAGGCACGAACGUACUCAUACGGGUGAGAAACCAUUUGGCUGCAAUAUCUGUCAUCGUGCCUUUGCACAAAAGGAGAUCUUGUUCCGCCACUUGAUGACUCAUUCCGGCCAGAAACCGUUCCAGUGUCAACAUUGCGAGAAGAGUUUCACACAACGGGAAGCACUCAAAGUGCACAUGCGCAGGCAUCAGAAGUUGAAUCCGAAUGAUAUCCAACUACACCAUUGUCAGCUCUGUCCGAAAGCAUUCUGUCACGCGUCAGGUCUCAGUAGACACUUGGUUACACAUACCGGUAGAACGUACAAGUGCGUGGAGUGCGAGAAAUCCUUCACCGACAAGAGUUCAUUGCUGAGGCAUAGUCGCAUUCAUGCACCCAAGAAAAUUCUAUCAAACUAAACAAUGUUCGUCUUCGUAAAUACUGCGAGAGUGUUUGGAACUGACAACGUGGCCGAUUUUAAUUAAGCUAGACUUAGGGAUUACAUUACGGAGUACAUUUGCUGAAUAAGUCUUUGAAGUAAGUUUACGAGUAAUUUACCUUUAUAUAU